Messenger RNA from Heterobilharzia americana, 921 nucleotides. The record is from the annotation of a GenBank genome assembly. NCBI's taxonomy places the organism in Eukaryota, Metazoa, Platyhelminthes, Trematoda, Strigeidida, Schistosomatidae.
AUGUGGACUGGGCCUCUGUGUGAUCAAGCGUCAGGUUUGUAUACAGCGGGUCAAAGCUGGUGGUGGAUAUUACUUAUCGUUGUAUUAAUUGCCGUAUUAUUAAUUGCAGCUAUACUGAUAACAGUUUGUUGUUGUAAGCGCCGCCGAAUGAAGAAGUCCAAUUUAAUCGAUUUCAGCAGUGGUUUAAGUGAUCAGCAGUUGGGUAUAGACAGUCAAACAAAUGAUCCAUGGAGUUCAGGUGAAAAAGAUUUUCAAGGGCCCAUCGACUAUUCAGUCCUCAAGGGAAAUAUAAACUCAAAUCCAUACAGGAUAACAAACAGUGACUCUAACCAUAUUAAUGGAUAUAUUCCAACAGGUGUAAAACCAAUUAUGAGUGGUAAUUCGGAUACACAGUCAGAUCCUAAUGUGACUGCCCGUGCCUACGGACAAAAGACUACAGAAAUACCUCCUUGGGAGUGUUUUGAUCGUCAACUUAAUCCUGCUUUGAGGUUGGAUCAAGUAUUAGAAUAUGGUUAUGAAGGCUACGAUGGCAAACCACCACCAGAGUUUUGUCCCAAUGAACCUGUUUUAUCAUCAUCAUAUGAAGACGAUGGUGAUGGUAAUUUAGAAACAAGAAAAUCAAAUUUAUCAUCAAUUGCUAAUGGAAAAUUAAAUUCUUUGAACAGAAAAUUCGGUGGUUUUGAUAACUCGCUCAAAACAAUUGGGAAAAGAAAAAUGAAACUUUGCAUGUCAAUAAUAUUCUUGGUAUUUGUGAGUUUCAUGUACUGCACCCAAAGCAAAGCCGUUCCAAGGUCACAUAGACAAGUGAAUCUGACGGACAAAGAUACUUGCCAAUGCAAAAGAAAUUUCAUGUGGCUAACAUGUGGGAUGAUUUUGAUGAAUAAGAGCAAAGUGACAAGAAGAAAAGAAUCUAUGGUUUAA